AUGCCUUCAAUAAAUGGAAAAGAAGUAGGCCCUAUUGGCUUCGGCCUCAUGGGUCUCACAUGGCGAGCUAACCCAUGCUCUCAAGAGCAAGCCUUUAAAGCCAUGCGCACUGCACUUCGAAAUGGGUGCAAUUUCUGGAACGGGGGGGAGUUCUACGGUACGCCUGAAUACAACAGUCUUGUACUCUUAGAACGAUACUUUGAAGAGUACCCAGAGGAUGCCCCUAAGAUUGCCCUCAGUAUCAAAGGUGGAAUAAAUCCCCAAACUGGCAGAUCGGUUGGUUCACCUGAUAAUACCCGCAGAACGCUUGACGACAGUCUUGCUCAGCUCAAAGGCCGCAAGAAGCUAGAUCUAUUCGAAUUCGCUCGUCGGGAUCCAAAUGUGCCCUUUGAAACUACCUUCGGCACCAUGGACAGGAUGCGCGCCGAGACCAUUCAUGAAGCUGUUAAAGUCGCCAAGGUCUCUGCCGUCGAGGUCGAAUUGUCGAUGUUUUCGACAGAGGUCUUGGAAAACGGGGUUGCAGCCGCGUGCGCCCAGUACGGGAUUCCACUUAUUGCCUACUCGCCAAUUGGCAGAGGCAUGUUGACGGGCCAGAUAAAGAAAAUUGAGGACAUCCCAGCGGACUCCAGGUUGCGACACUUCCCUCGGUUUCAGCCGAGUAACUUCGAAAUCAACCUUCAGCUUGUCGCGCAAGUCGAGCAAAUGGCCCAGACGGGGGCCUGCACACCGGCUCAGCUGGCGAUCAACUGGGUAAGGGCGCUGCAAAGACGUUCAGGGAUGCCGACCAUCAUCCCGAUUCCUGGUGCGACGACAGCGGAGAGGGUGGCAGAGAACAGUGUGGUCAUUGAUUUGACAGACGAAGAAAUGGCAGAGAUCGAUGCUACUUUGGCCAAAUUUACCACUGCUGGCGAGCUACCCUGCCCAGGCCCCCACCAACACCGGGUUACGCCGAGCACACGCUGGUCGAAGCUCAGAAACACUGAAACACUCGAAUCGAUAGAAGGCCAAUUUAUAAUGCCUGGCACCAUGGUGGAUGGGCCGACCGUGUCGAUGUCUUUUGCCAAUAAUUUUUGGGGAAAAGAUGAUGCCGGUGUGAUUCCGUUAUUGGAACGAAUGCAUAAUGCAAAAGUAACGUGUGACGAAGUAAAAUCCUUCUACAAUACUCGCGCUGCAAUUGAGGAUGAAUACGCACGAAAACUGCUCGCACUUUGUCGCAAGUCCCUCGGUUCGAAUGAGACCGGCACCUUACGCGUUUCUCUUGAUGUUGUACGAGGCGAGACAGAAGCCAUUGCAAAGGCACAUGCUGCUAUUUCGCAGCAGAUGAAGAGCGAAUUGGAAGAGCCACUAGCAGCAUUCGCUGGUGGUUACCUGGCACAAGGUCACAUGGUCAUGGGCCAGGAGGAGCGAAAGAAUAAGGCAAAGCUCGAGAAAACACAAAUUCAGCUUGCUUCAAAUAGCAAUGAAUACGAGGCAGCUGUGAAGGUUCUUCAGGAGACGACCGGUCGCUGGAAUAAAGAAUGGAAGGCGGCUUGUGAUAAAUUCCAAGACCUUGAAGAAGAAAGACUCGACUUCACGAAGAGCAGUUUGUGGGCUUAUGCAAACAUUGCCUCGACUGUUUGUGUCAGCGACGAUGCAUCCUGCGAGAAGAUUCGUGUCUCAUUGGAGGGUUGCGAGGUCGAAAAAGACAUCGGUAGUUUUAUUCAAGACCGCGGUACCGGACAAGAGAUUCCAGAUGCUCCCAGAUUUAUCAACUUUGCUCGUGGAGACAUCAAUGACACCAGCUCAGAAGCCUCCGACGAGGACAAUUAUUCUGUGGCACAGUUUCAAAGAGCCAUCAAUCCUGCCUUCCGCAGCUCCUCGCCUCAGCCUUCAACCUACGAAUCUCACCACGACCCCAGCUCAGAGUUGGCUGCUCAAAUGGGCCUACCAAACCUCGCCACUACAGAGAGCAGAGAAGCUGCGAUGAAUCCACAGAGGUCGAGCCCUCAACCAAUGCCGCAGAGUCAGCCUGCACAACCCGUCCAGCCUAUUCAAACCGCGCAGUCUCCGCAGCCGGUACAGCCUUCUCCUCUGGAUCUCAGACGUGGUGGUCAACUGCCACCUAACUAUGAUCCCCACCAGCAUGGUGAGAUUGGAAAUGUGCCUCACAAUUCCUACCCGACAGACGGUAUGACAAUGUUCUGCCGCACUGGACCUGCAUCUGAGCGUAGCUCGGCGACCAGCGCGUACAGGCCCUCUAGUCGAGAAGAUAACGCGAGUGACAUCUCCAACCCUACAUCAUUCUCAAGCCAAGAGCCUCCCAGCGGCAAGCAGUCACCAGUAAAGCAGCCAACCAACGGUGUUGCAAUCCCCGGAAUGACUCCGGAAAAGCAAAUUCAGAAGAAGCGAAGCGCCUUUUUCAGCAACAGUCCCUUCCGUCGAAAGAGCCGCCACGACAAAGACCGCCAGUCGCAGUCUUACUCUCGUAGCCCCACAAAGCCUACCUACAAGCAGCCCUCACCAGAGCCUCCACGGUCUACUAGCCCAGAGCCUGUGGAUCCCAGAGCAAACUUUCAGCUGAACAUUGGAAACAAUGUGUUCGAUGUAGCUUCGCCAGACAAAAUGCCCGCACAAGCAUCGCAGCCUCCGGAGGACGACCUUGACCCGAUUGCCAGAGCGCUUGCCGACCUCAAAGGAGUCGGGAAACCUUCAGCAGGCCGAGUUUCCGCAGACCGCUAUCAUGGCAUAGCAACGCCUGCUCCAUCUGCCACCAGUUCUACUUAUGGAAAUACUGGUAAUGCAGAUGCGCCGCCUCCUUCUUACAAUGAACCUACUAAACGACUGGACGCACCUCAGCCGGCAUUUACUUCGGCCCAAAUGCAAAAGACGACCCAGAAGUAUGUUGGUCAAGCUCAGAAUAUGUUUGGUGGAUCCAACAGUCCUCAAAAAGGCUCUACAAGGCCUCAGGCUUCUGCUCAAGAAGUGGCCCGUUCUCGGUCUCCUGCUCCAAGUUUUGGCGGACCCCAGCGUACCACUACAAGGGCUGCUCCGGCUCAAGACAUACCUCGUGCUCGGUCUCCUGCCCCAACACUCAGAAGAAGCGCCAGCCCUCAGCCUGCGCCUGGACCGGUAGAUACACGCGCCAAUCAGUACAGUACAGGGGCCGGAGCUCAAGGAGGAAGUGCAAGUCGUGCUCCGACAACGUAUCAGUCUAGGAAUUACAACGUGCGCAACACUCAGUCUCCAACUACGAACACUCGCCCGGGCAGUGAUCGUGGUUACUCGCCACAGCAGUAUUCUCGACACGCGUCCCCCGUUGAAGCUACCCGGCCAAUUUCACCACGUCCAGCGUUCGCACAAGAGACUCGCCCAGCUAGUGCUAAUGGAAUGGAGCUUCAACUCUCUGGAGGCCAUGUGGAGUCAUACAGAGGCGGCUAUGACUCUUACAAUGGACGUGGAGGGCAGAAUGCUGGCCGACCGCAAUCUAUGUACUACGGCAAUGGUGCAGAUUCCGUAUCACGAUCUCGCAGCAAGAGCAUUACCGUUGCCGAUCCUGGUCGACACCUGAGCCGCGAUGGUCGUCCGAUUCUGCAUUUUGCUCGCGCUCUGUAUAGUUACAAUGCCGCAAUCCCUGAGGAGCUCGGAUUCUCUAAAGGAGACAUCCUUGCGGUCUUGCGCCUACAAGAUGAUGGAUGGUGGGAGGCAGAAGUGACUGGAAGCCGAGGCCACCCUGGCUUGGUUCCAAGUAACUAUCUGCAAAGCAUUUAA
Messenger RNA from Talaromyces amestolkiae, 3747 nucleotides. RefSeq lists its product as uncharacterized. The transcript has 11 exons. Gene Ontology annotation, cellular component: plasma membrane; cell division site; mitotic actomyosin contractile ring, proximal layer. The coding region runs from base 1 to 3747 and encodes 1248 amino acids. The record is from RefSeq and is a predicted model, not a curated record. Gene Ontology annotation, molecular function: phospholipid binding; protein binding. Gene Ontology annotation, biological process: cytoskeleton organization. NCBI's taxonomy places the organism in Eukaryota, Fungi, Ascomycota, Eurotiomycetes, Eurotiales, Trichocomaceae.